AUGCCGCUUGCCUUUCCUUCGAUCACCACCAUAUUGGGCAUAGCCUUCCUGGGCUAUAUAGGUCAUUCCAUGUGGAUGAUGGCCCAAUUAUUUACCACACUAAAAUGCACAGACGUCCCCUGCUAUAAUUCAUUCCUGGCAAAUCGACCACGCAUGCAAUUGGCAUUGUGGACCUCCACUACACACAACCCUAUACACACGGAGGUGACCAAGGUGGAUAGUAUUAAGAACUUUGACUACAUGAGCGCCUAUGAAAAGGACUAUGAAAUUAAGGUACCGGCAAAAACCAGACGAAAUGGUACUUUAUAUAUGCAAGUUGUGCUGGCACUGCAAGGAGAGCCGUUGGAAUGGAAAACAUUGAGGAGAGACGGUCCCACGGUAAUUCACAGUUUAAGUAUUACCGAAUAUAUGGUGCCCAAGGCAGCCGCCUAUAUCCUAUUGGGGGAUAAGGAAAAAGGUGCUGCAGCAGCAUCGAAAAAAUCUCAGUCUGCUGCUAAACCCCAUACCCACAUAAUGUCUGAUGUUCAUGUGUCAUUGUUAACGGAUUUGAUAUCGCUGUCGGCCGCUGAUGUUCCACCAGAAAUGGCCCCACUCAUACAUGUCAACAGGCAUCAGCAAAUAUUACCCAUCCUCAAGACAGACUUUUUCAAUACCCGUAUGAAGGAUUUGGUGGAGGUGGAUCGCAAUAUGACCACUUUCACAAUUAAAUUUCAUUUCCGUCCAAUGGGUAUUGGAAGACUACGUCUGAUGCUAAUGAUUGAGCAUGCAAUGAAGAUGAUGUAUCAAAUGGGCAUUACCAAAAACGAUGUCGAGGAGAUUAAAUCCAUGUUCUCCGACACGAAUUUGUAUUUGCUCUUAGCCACCAUAUUUGUGGCCAGUAUACACAUGCUUUUCGAUUUUCUAUCAUUCAAAAACGAUGUGGCUUUCUGGCGCAAAAAGAAAUCCUAUGAAGGACUCUCUACACGCACAACUCUGUGGCGAGCAUUCUCUCAAAUUGUCAUCUUCUUGUACUUGUUGGAUGAAAAGACAUCGCUUUUGGUGGUAAUACCAGCCGGUAUAGGAGUACUAAUUGAGUUGUGGAAAUGUAAGAAGAUACUUAAACUAGAAAUCGGUCUCAAGGGGAUUCGCAAAAAGGAACAGCGGACUAAUAACACAGACUCAAAGAACGCCAAGGCUGUUGGUUCAGCCGAAUUGAAAACUGAGGAAUUCGACAAGCAAGGCAUGCGUUAUUUAAGUUACCUCUUGUAUCCUUUAUGUAUUGGUGGAGCCAUUUAUUCCCUGAUAUACUACCCACACCGCAGUUGGUAUUCUUGGACCCUCAAUUCGUUGGUCAAGGGUGUCUAUGCAUUUGGUUUCCUAUUCAUGUUACCUCAGUUGUUUGUCAACUACAAACUAAAAUCGGUGGCCGCUUUGCCAUGGCGCGCAUUUAUGUACAAAGCCUUUAACACAUUUAUCGACGACUUCUUCGCAUUUAUUAUAAGCAUGCCUACUGCCCACCGUAUAGCCUGCCUUCGAGACGAUGUUGUAUUCCUGAUAUAUCUCUACCAACGGUGGUUAUAUCCAGUCGAUAAAAAUCGCCUAGAUACGGGAUUAAGCAUUGAGGAAAUGCCAGAUGAUAAUCAUGAGAAUACGACGGAAAGUGUUUCUGCUGAUGGGAAAGCCAUUGAAAGUAAAAAACAAAAGUAA
Messenger RNA from Musca vetustissima, 1686 nucleotides. RefSeq names its product lipid scramblase CLPTM1L. The coding region runs from base 1 to 1686 and encodes 561 amino acids. The transcript has 3 exons. The record is from RefSeq and is a predicted model, not a curated record. Lineage: Eukaryota; Metazoa; Arthropoda; Insecta; Diptera; Muscidae. Gene Ontology annotation, cellular component: endomembrane system; membrane.